GAAUUAGUCUUUAUGGCCGCCCUUCUCUUCUUCGUUUCUGCCAUCACUCAUCACUCUUUAGUCAUUACUCACAGUCAACUCUUUCUUCUUCUUCUUCGGAUCUAAAACGCAUUUCUCUCCCCCCGAUACGACGGCGUUCUCAGCUACCGCCACCGGUUAGGUAGCUGAAGCUGGGAAUGCCCCCCUACCCCUACCGUUACCGUAGCACUGCGAUAAGGAUGCCACGUGGCACCAUUCCAAACUGGUGAUGCUCCUCUUCUUAGCUCCUACAGCCACAGUAGUUCCGGUUAAGUUCUUCUGUGGUAACUCCAUUCUCAACCGCCAAGUCUUUGCCAAAACGGCCCCGUAUUACGCGUCUUCUCUCAUUUCACUUCACCGCCGAAACGACGCCGUAACAAGACCAAGACCGAGACCGAGACCGAGACCCCAAUGCGCGCUUUCUCUCACUGCCUCUUCCUUCUCAGCCAGUCCUAUAAACCCUAACCCAAACCCCUUCUCCUUUUCGUCUCUUCUGUUUUCCAACCCAAUCUCUACCACCAACAAUUACUACGACCAAUUCCUCGCUCGCUCAUCAAACGACGGCGUUUUCGCGUGGAGUCGUGCUCCGGAGAGAUCCACCACCAAUGGUGGAGUACUUGUGGGUGACAGAGGGCCGGUAGUGACGGUGGUGUUGUUGGGUUGGCUCGGUUCCAAGACCAAGCACCUCAAGAAAUACGUGGAGUGGUACAAUUCCAGGGGCUUCCAUGCGUUGACUUUCGUGGUCGAUGUCGGCGAGCUGCUGUGGUUUGAUUUAGGCCACAGAAUUGAGCAGAGAAUCGCGGCUUUGGCCAAUGAGCUUGUAUCCUGGGUUUCGGACAAGGAAGAGGAUGGUAGAGAACGCUGCUUGGUUUUCCACACAUUCAGCAAUACCGGUUGGUUUGUCUAUGGUUCCAUUCUUGAGAUUUUGAAGGGUAGAGAAGAUCUGAUGGAAAAGGUUAAAGGAUGCAUUGUUGAUUCGGGAGCAGCGGAGCCAUUUAAUCCUAAGGUGUGGGCAGCUGGAUUUUCUACUGCUCUACUGAAGAAGAGAAACUCUGUAAUGAAUGAAACCAGAAGUGAAGUGAGCUUGUCAAAGAUGCAAGGGAAUGAACCUCCACUGGUUGAAACUGUGGUUCUAUCAGUUUUAGAGAGGCUUUUCUCUGUCUUGUUAAAGUUGCCUGAUGUUGAAUCGAGGUUAACAAAGAUUGUGUCCAACCUCUCACAAAACCAGCCUUAUUGUCCUCAGCUUUACCUCUAUAGUACAGCUGACAAAGUCAUUCCGUUUCAGUCUGUAGAGUUGUUUGUUGAGGAACAGAGGCAGACGGGGAGAAAGGUAAGGACUUUCAACUUUGGGUCUUCCCCUCAUGUUGACCAUUACAGGACAUUCCCCAGCCUAUAUUCAUCAGAGCUUCAUAAAUUCCUAAACGAGUGUUUUGCUGUAGUUAAGCAGACAUAACCGAUUAUCCAUGUACAAUUGUCGUUUGUUUCAAGUAUUGUUGUGGCAUUUUUAAUUCACCAGAGCAAAUAUAAUCAGGGAAUAAUUGUCUACUCCUUACAUUCUCCAUGUGGUGAUGGUUUAUUACAUUUUUGGACGGAUGACCACUUGCAGUUGUUCUGAAUGGAAUGCUGCUAUGCCAUAAUUCAUGAUGAUGUUUUCUAAAUAAUGCUCCCUUAUUCAUGCUUGUAUUAUUAGAACUGGAACAGAUUUGAUCAGAAUUUCAAGACUUUCCAUUGCUAGUUUCUCUAAUGCAUGUUGUGGCUCACAUAUUGUAAUAAUAGAAUCGUAAUCGAACUUUCGAUAAAUUAAUAUUUUGAAUGUAGGAAGCUUUCUUUCCAA
This is a messenger RNA of Quercus robur (English oak), 1852 nucleotides long. RefSeq lists its product as uncharacterized. The coding region runs from base 248 to 1471 and encodes 407 amino acids. The transcript has 5 exons. Lineage: Eukaryota; Viridiplantae; Streptophyta; Magnoliopsida; Fagales; Fagaceae. The record is from RefSeq and is a predicted model, not a curated record.